AUGCAGUUAGCCAAUUUUGACAGCAAAAAGAACGAGUUUAAUUACGAGUAUGAUAUUACCAAGAAAAUUGUCUCGAAGAUAUUAAAUAAGCUGAACAAGGAACAGGGAAUAUCGUCUGGCACCAAAGAUUACAACAGGAGUAAAAUUGUGAAAUAUUUCUUCGAAGCUGAAUUGCUAUUUAAAUAUCAUGAUAUGAACAAGUCAGGCGAAUUAGACAUCAAACUGUUUCCACAAAUGGCUAGACAAUUAAAACAAAUUUAUGAUAUACGAGAUAUAAAAAAAUUCGAAAAAGAAAUGCAGUUCAAGAAAAUAAAUAAGAUGAGUUUACCAAUGUUUUUAACCUUAUUAAAAAGAAGACUAUUCAAAACUAUUGAUGAAAAUGAAACAUUCCAAAAAUAUUUCCAUGUCUUAGAUAUGGAUAAAAAAAACAAAAUUGAUGUUAAUAAAUUAAAGUCUUUUUUAAGUUUAAUUGGAGAUAAGGUAAGUGCGGAAAAUUUUGAUUUUUUUUUUAAAUAUAACAUUACAAAUAAUGAUAAGUUAAAAGAAGAAGAUAUUAUAAUGGAUGAUAAAAAUAAUCCAACAGAAAUUUCCGCUGAUGCGUAUAGAGAUAUGUUAACUUAUUAUAAGUACCUGUAG
Molecule: messenger RNA, 636 nt
Organism: Plasmodium malariae
Lineage: Eukaryota; Apicomplexa; Aconoidasida; Haemosporida; Plasmodiidae
Product: conserved Plasmodium protein, unknown function
Exons: 2
Coding region: 1-636 (211 amino acids)
Molecular function (GO): calcium ion binding
Source: RefSeq, a predicted model, not a curated record